Messenger RNA from Acanthopagrus latus (yellowfin seabream), 4506 nucleotides. RefSeq names its product ADAM metallopeptidase domain 9 (gene adam9a). Gene Ontology annotation, cellular component: plasma membrane. Gene Ontology annotation, biological process: proteolysis. The transcript is spliced from 24 exons. The coding region runs from base 419 to 2899 and encodes 826 amino acids. The record is from RefSeq and is a predicted model, not a curated record. Gene Ontology annotation, molecular function: metalloendopeptidase activity. Lineage: Eukaryota; Metazoa; Chordata; Actinopteri; Spariformes; Sparidae.
CCGCUAGCUUGGUCUUUUUUAGAUUCCAGUCGAGUUUACAAGGAGAGAAUAUGAGCUGAACACGGUCAGGACACACUCAAACUGGACCGGGUUCAACACAGGAGACACUCUCACACACACUUUGUGUUUGAAUCCACGGAUUUAAGCGCUACAGCGGCAGCGGGAGACAUUUUGGAUCCGAGUGUUAGCUAACCGCUAAUUAAAGCCGCCGCGGUGACUGUGGAUCAUCAGCUGGGACGAGAAUGGCUCGGCCGAGGAAGAAAACCACUCCUGGGUGUUUAGCAUGAGGCUCUGCGGGGGGAAACGACUGGAAGACAACCGAGAAAACUACAAGAAGAAGAAGGAACAGAGGAGGAGGAGAGUGUGCGAGAGAGCCUGCUGACAUUCAUUUCUCCAGCAGAAGAAGAAGAAGAAGACGAUGAUGAUGGGAGGAGGAAGAGUGGAGCUGCUGGAGGUCUGCUGGCUGCUGCUGCUGCUGCUGAGCGGAAACUCACACUGCAGAGACUCUCAGCAGACAGAACACCUCUCCUCCUACCAGCUGACCGUCCCUCGACCAAUAGGAGGACGGCUGAGGCGGGAUGUGGACGGAAGACCCCCCAAUCAGGUGUCGUACGUCGUCACUGUGGAUGGAAACGAUCGUGUUGUUCAUCUGGAGAGAAAUGAACUGCUGCUACCUGCAGACUUCACCGUGUUCUCCUACAGUCAGAACGCAUCUCUGAUCACAUCCAGACCACCUGUACAGAACCACUGUCACUAUCGGGGUGUCGUUCAGGAUGUGGAGGGUUCAUCUGCUGCUAUGAGCAUCUGCAACGGCCUCAGGGGAGUGUUGCAUCUCACUGACCACAGCUACGGCAUCGAGCCGUUAGACUCCUCCCCCGACCAGCACCUGGUGUACCGUCUGCAGGAUGUGACAUCACAGCCCCGCGGCUGUGGAACGCCACAUGAGGAUGAGCAGGACCACAACAACGCCACGGAGCAUCCUCAGUACGAUCCAGAGGAAAUCCACCACAGGCCACACAGGAGGAUGAGGCGAGCUGUUCUCCAUCUGACUCACUAUGUGGAGCUGCUGCUGGUGGUCGACAACGACAGGUAUAAUUACAUGAACAGGAAUGAGACAGCAGUGAGGGAGGAGAUGGUUCAUCUGGCCAACUUCAUAGACAGCAUCUACAUGCAGCUGAAUGUUCGGGUGGUCCUGGUCGGUCUGGAGAUCUGGACUCAUCAGAACCUGAUCAGCACUGACGGAGCAGCUGGAGAAGUGCUGAGUCGCUUCACUCAGUGGAGAGAGAAAGAGCUGGUUCAUCGGCGCCGCCAUGACUCAGCACAACUCAUCCUGAAGAAGAGCUUUGGAGGAACAGCAGGGAUGGCCUACGUCUCCACCGUCUGCUCCAGAAGCCACGGGGGCGGGAUCAAUGCGUUCACCAAUAAGAACAUUCCUGCGUUCGCCUCCAUCGUGGCUCAUGAACUCGGCCACAACCUCGGGAUGAACCAUGACGAUGGACGCACCUGCACCUGCCCCACCCCCGCCUGCAUCAUGAACUCUGGAGCCACAGGAUCCAUGAACUUCAGCAGCUGUAGCGCUGAUGACUUUGAGAAGAUGAUCUUGUUGACGGGGGGAACGUGUCUCCUGAACGUCCCUCGGCCAGACGAGGCCUACAGCGCCCCCUACUGUGGAAACAGACUGGUGGACAUGGGAGAAGAGUGUGACUGUGGAUCACAGAAGGAGUGUGAGAAGGACCCCUGCUGUGAGUAUCAGACCUGUAAACUGAAGGCUGGAGCUCAGUGUGCCUUCGGAGAGUGCUGCUCACACUGUCAGUACCUACCAGGAGGAACUGUGUGUCGCUCCAGUACAGACUCUGAGUGUGACCUACCAGAGUACUGCAACGGCUCCUCAUCCUUCUGUCAGAGCGACGUCUUUGUCCAGAACGGGCAGCCCUGCAGGAACCAGCAGGCGUACUGUUACAACGGGAAGUGUCAGCACCACGACAGACAGUGUCAGGACAUAUUUGGAUUAAAGGCGAAGGCAGCUCCUGAAAUCUGUUUCAAAGAUGUCAACAGUAAAGGCGAUCGCUUCGGCAACUGUGGUUACCAUAACUACGGUUACAAGAAGUGUGAGAGCAGAAACGCUCUGUGUGGGAAGCUGCAGUGCUCCAACGUUCAGGUGGUGACGGUGUUCGGCAUCGAGCCGUCCAUCAUCAGCACGCCGAUCGCAGGAGGAAAAUGUUACGGAGUCGACUUCAUGUUGGGGUCAGACGUCCCCGACCCAGGCAUGGUGAACGAAGGGACCAAGUGUGGAGACAACAAGGUCUGCAUGAACUUUGAGUGUCGCGUCGCAGACGUCCUGAACUACGACUGUGACGUGGAGAACAAAUGUCACGGACACGGGGUGUGUAACAGUAACAAGAACUGUCACUGUGACGACGGCUGGGCUGCUCCUUUCUGUGAGGUCAAAGGUUACGGUGGCAGCGUGGACAGUGGACCCACAUGGAACGAUAAGGACACGUCCCUCAGAGACGGUCUGCUGGUCUUCUUCUUCCUCGUUCUUCCUCUGCUCGCUCUGGGUGCGUUUGUCUUCCUGCGCAGGAACGAGCUGCUGCGGCGACUCGGGCUGAGCCGCAGGAAGAGAUCGCAGGGAUACCAGGCUGAUGGAGCAGCUUCAGCCAAUCCCAGCAGAGGACCGCCUCCCAGGGCGCAGCCCCCAUCUGUUGCCAGGGGCAACACCAAUAACAUUGUCAGAGAUGGGCACCAUGCUCAGCUGCUGCCACCACAGGAGGUGGUGGAGACCAGCAGGACAGCUCCCUCCUACUCUCUGAGGCCUCCUCCUCCUCCUCUCAAACCGAAACCUUCUGCUGCAGCACAGCCUCUUGUGCCUCAAAGACCUGCCCCUGCACCACCUGUUUAACCAAUCAGAGGGCCCCGCCACCACACCUUAACGACAACCCUCCUCCUCCUCCUCUUUCUCCUCAAGAAUCAGUCCCCACCCACAGCUGGUUACCUAGCUACAGCAAGGAAACGAUUCUGGAGCCUGACAACUGGCCCUGAAGUCUGGGGCCGGACAACGAACUGGACCGCUCUUUCAGGAAACUGGACCCAGUCCACAGGACUGGGUUUGUACCAGAAAAACAGGAACACGCUGGUACUGAACUGAAGCAGCUAUCUUUUCUGCAAUCUUUCUUUCUUUUCUAAGUGCAGUCUGGAGACAAAACUCAAAACUCUGCUCCAUCAGGUGAGAUCUUCUGCUCUGCCACCAAACCAGCCAAUCACAUCUCCAGAACAGCUAUCUGUGAGAUCAUCAAGCAAAUACUUUAUAAACUUUCAUCACCAACCAAAAAUGUAUUUAGCAAAAUUUGUAUUCCUGCUGUUAAAGUGUUUUAAUUUACUCGAUGACCUCUGUUAUGCCCCCUUGCUAGCUAACAUAGCUAACGCCAGUUAGCUGCACUGUUAGAACUAGCUAACUAAUAAUGUUAGCUUACGUGUGUGAGCUAAUGCUACCUGUCACCAGUAACACUGUGUAGGUUCCUGGCCUACAGUAUAGUCAAAAUCUAACAUACAUGCUACCACAAUAAAUGAUUUACUGUUCAGUAUAGUAAGCUAGCCAGCUUAUUAACAAACAUUCACUUGCUAAUAGUAACAGUAAAAGACUGCAAGUUAAGUUUGGUUUUCUACAGUUUGACAGUGCUAGCGCUAGCCUAUGACGUACCCACUGUAUGUCACUAUAACUACCCUUAUUUAGGCAGUUAAUUAGACCACGUUGUCAUUUUAGACCGGCACAUGUACAGUUUAUAUGAAUGUGCCAGAUAUACAAUAAAUAAUUUUAAAUAAUGAUACCUUGAUUUCAGACAAGCAAUCAAAAGCAGCUUCUCACUUUUUUAGCCAUUAAUUUAUAGCUGUCCAGCAUCUAGCUAGCAUUAGUAUUAGCAUUAGCGUUAACUCCAUGGCUGAGCUGAAAUCACUUUCUAUUUACCACACAGUGCUCUGUGUCUACUUUUGAGUAUUAUUACUGUGUGAAAAUGUAAAUAGAGCAUCAAUAAUUACACAUUUGUUAACGACGUGUGAACUACUGUCUGCUAACUGUCCCACAAUGCAGUGCUCUUCAGUUCUGCAACUCUACUCCAGCAGUAAUGAUGCAAAAUGAGAAUAAUAAGUAAACAUGUACUGUUAUAUAUAAUGCAUAUAUAUGAAAAUGUCUCUGACUGACUUAGCAUGUGUUUAACGACUUCCAUCGUUAACAGAACGUUUGUAAUGAUACAAGAAGGAGCGGAAUAGUUACUAACAGUUAAUUACCGUACUCAUGGGUGCAUCACUCUGAUUGGCUGGUUUGAAGACAGAGGUCACUGGAGGCGGAGCUUGCACUUGGAAGCUUUCUGCUUUUCUUUCUGUGACGAAGCACUGGUGCCGUCUGAUUGCACUUCCCCUCUGAGCAGCACUGUCAUAGGAAUGUAACGCACCCCUGCUGCUGCGUGUGGGUGCGCUUGGUCUCCGUCACCUUGUGCGCCCGGCACUCUCUCC